Molecule: messenger RNA, 965 nt
Organism: Neocloeon triangulifer
Lineage: Eukaryota; Metazoa; Arthropoda; Insecta; Ephemeroptera; Baetidae
Product: ADP-ribosylation factor-like protein 6-interacting protein 4
Exons: 3
Coding region: 206-616 (136 amino acids)
Source: RefSeq, a predicted model, not a curated record
CCUCGCGCUCUGAACGGCAAGUUGCAAACAAACAGCUGCACCGCAUCUGAAUCAUCUGAAUCUGUUGUUUUUGUCUUUGCCAUAAACCCGAUACUUGAUUUCAAACAACGCUAAACGCUGAUUUAGUCGGAUCUGAGUGAAUUUUGGAACAGCAUGCACAUCAGUUGAAAAUAAAGCCGCAAUUAGGUAAGGAAAGCUAAAAAUCAUGUCCAAAUCGAAGAAGCAUAAGAAGGAAAAGCGGAAGAAGGAUAAGAAAGAAAAGAAGAAGAAGCACAAAAAGCGCUCGUGUUCACCGCCAGUGAUGGGCCCCUCCCUGCCUAAGGACGUUGGUCCCAUUGGUCCUGCGCCACCAGCAGGACCCACCAACACUAUGGUGCCGAUGACCAAAGAGCAGUGGGAGGCCAAGCAGAGUCAAGUCAGACGCGUGCUGGAUCCAGAAACUGGACGAAUGAGACUCAUCCGUGGUGAGGGCGAAAUCAUUGAGGAGCCAGUAAGUAGAGCGCGGCAGAAGGAAAUCAAUAAAAUGGCAACACAGGCGGACGGAGAGGCCUUCCAGAGGACUUUGGCAGCCAAACUGAAGGUGAAAGUGUCAUGUCACAAGCUGAAGAGGUACUGAACAAGAGACUGACCAGCAUAAGUGAGUGAAACCGUGAAAUGUGCAUUAUAAACCCAAGACUGUAUUUGCCAUGCAUAACUUAUGAAAAUGGAUAAUAUGGAUCAAAAUCAGAAUUAUAAUUUGAAAAUUUUUCAAAUCAAUUGCAGAGUUGCCUUUGAAAGAUUACAUGAACAAUAUACCAUAUUGGAAAAACUUGAAACUUUGUAGCUGCACAUCAACAGCCGAUAUAAUUCUAAAAAUCAAUAUUAUAAUUAUUGUGUUAAGUUGUUAAGUAACAAAAUUUGUCAUAUUUUACUAAUUUUGUUGUACGGCAAGCGGAGAAUAUAUUAUAUUUUUCCAUUAUCCUGAA